Chlorella variabilis is the source of this 2575-nucleotide messenger RNA. RefSeq lists its product as hypothetical. Bases 280 to 1950 code for a protein of 556 amino acids. Gene Ontology annotation, molecular function: RNA binding; ATP binding; RNA helicase activity. Lineage: Eukaryota; Viridiplantae; Chlorophyta; Trebouxiophyceae; Chlorellales; Chlorellaceae. The record is from RefSeq and is a predicted model, not a curated record. Gene Ontology annotation, cellular component: nucleus. The transcript is spliced from 16 exons.
AGCUCCUGGGCCGAUGAGAGCAAUGGUGGUGGCUAUGGAGGCCGCCAGGGAGGCUCUGGUUAUGUCCCUCCGCACCUGAGGGGUGCUGUUUGGCCCUUAGAUGCAGGCGCUGCCGCCGGAUACGGCGGUGGUUAUGGUGGAGGCUACUCCAGGGGUGGCGGUGGCUACGGCGACGGCGGCGGUGGCUACGGCGGCGGUAGCCGGGGCUAUGGCGGUGGCGGUGGCGGCUGGGGAGGUGGCGGCGGCAGCAGCGACCGGGAGAAGCAGGCGGCAGACACGAUGUUUGACACCGCCGAAAACACGGGCAUCAACUUUGACGCUUAUGAGGACAUCCCGGUGGAGGUCAGCGGCGCCGACGCCCCCGAGGGCAUCUCCUCCUUUGAGGAUGUCGACCUCCCGCCUGCGCUGAUGGAGAACGUGAAGCGGUGCAAGUACAACAAGCCCACGCCGGUGCAGCGCUACUCGAUCCCCAUCGGCCUGGCGGGCCGGGACAUGAUGGCCUGUGCCCAGACCGGCUCCGGCAAGACCGCCGCCUUCUGCUUCCCCAUCAUCGGCAACAUCCUGCGCUCGGGCUACACCCCGCUGCGCGGCUCCCGCAAGGCCUUCCCGCUGGCGCUGGUGCUGUCGCCCACCCGCGAGCUGUCCACCCAGAUCUACGAUGAGUCCCGCAAGUUCACCUACCAGACCGGCGUGCGACCCGUGGUGGUGUACGGCGGCGCGCCGCAGCAGCAGCAGCUGCGCGAGCUGGAGCGCGGCUGCGACUUCCUGGUGGCCACCCCCGGGCGCCUGAUCGACAUCAUGGACCGCGCCCGCGUGUCGCUGGGCAAGGUGCGCUUCCUGGCGCUGGAUGAGGCCGACCGCAUGCUGGAUAUGGGCUUCGAGCCCCAGAUCCGCAGGCGAGGCCCGCUGCCGGGGCUGCCACGCCUGAGCCCUAGCCCUGCUGCCGCACCGGAGGCCUGGCCCUGCCGCCGGGGCCUGCCGCGCCCUCGGCGCAACCCGCCGAUUGUGGAUGAGGAGGACAUGCCACGCCCCGGCGAGCGCCAGACGCUGCUCUUCUCCGCCACCUUCCCCAAGGAGAUCCAGCGCCUCGCCGCCGACUUCCUGCACAAUUACAUCUUCCUCACGGUGGGCCGCGUGGGGUCCUCGACCGACCUCAUCGUGCAGGUGAUUGAGUACGUGCCCAUCCAGGACAAGCGCCAGAUGGUGCUGGACCUGCUGCAGACGCUGGAGAAGGGCCUCACCCUCAUCUUUGUGGAGACCAAGAAGGGCGCCGACGCGCUUGAGGACUUCCUGUGCCGCAACGGCCUGCCCGCCACCUCCAUCCACGGCGACCGCUCGCAGGCGGAGCGCGAGGCGGCCCUGCGCAGCUUCCGCACGGGGCGCACCCCGGUGCUGGUGGCCACGGAUGUGGCGGCGCGCGGCCUGGACAUCCCUCACGUCACCCACGUCAUCAACUUUGACCUGCCCUCAGACAUUGAUGACUAUGUGCACCGCAUCGGGCGCACGGGUCGCGCGGGCAAGAAGGGCCUGGCCACCGCCUUCUUCUCGGAGAAGGACACGGGCAUCUCCUCCAAGCUGGUUGAGAUCCUGAGCGAGACCAACCAGGAGGUGCCCGCCUGGCUGCAGAACAUGGCGCAGCGCUCCGCACCCUACGGAUCCAAGAGCCGCGGCGGCCGCGGCGGCAACCGCUUUGGCGGCCGCGACUUCCGCCGCGACGGCGGCGGCGGCGGCGGUUACGGCGGCGGCGGCGGCGGCUACGGCGGGGGUGGCUAUGGCGGCGGGGGUGGCGCCUACGGUGGUGGCGGCUAUGGGGGCGGCGCCUAUGGUGGCGGUGGCGGUGGCUACGGUGGCGGCGGCUAUGGCGGUGGCGGCUACAGUGGCGGUAGCGGCUACGGCGGCGGCGGUGGCUACGGCGCCGCCGGUGGCGGCGGCUCGUCUGCCUGGGACUAGAGCGGAGGCCCGUGCCUGGGCCCGCGCCCGCGCCGCCACACCCGGCGGCGGCGGCGGCUGCAGCGGGCGCCCGCGUGCGGCUGGCCGGGCUGUGCCCACCCGUCUCCCCCGCCCUCCUGUUGGCACGCUGCGCCGCGCCUGGGGGCGGGGCCGGCGCCAACCAGCGGCCCUCGAUGAGCGCCGCUGAGCAGUAGUGAAUGCAAUAAGCUCCCCACCCCAACGCACCCACCCAACACAGGACCCAUGUCCUGCCCCUCAAUGGGCCUCCCCCUGUGCUGCUUGUACGGACGGCUUGGCUGGGGGGUGGCUGGGCCUCGCUGCCCCUGCCCCCCCGCCGCGCCUCUGCACCGGCGCAGGCGAUGCAUCCUCCCAUCUGUCCCCCCUUUCCUUCGUGCUUCACCUUGCUUGCUCGCUUCCCAUGUCCCAGCUGCUCCCUCCCCCGCCCUCUCACCAGCACUCUACGCCCUCUCUUCUUUCCUACUUCGUGCUGCUUCGCGUCAAUUUUCGUCCCCCUCGGCCCCCCUUCCGCACUGACAUUGCGCAGACAAACGCCCCUGCCCCAUUUCAUUGCGCGCGGGGCUGCGGGCGGUGGGCGAUUCCCUGGUUCGUGCCCCCCUCCUUGGCC